Messenger RNA from Dichomitus squalens LYAD-421 SS1, 2742 nucleotides. RefSeq lists its product as uncharacterized. The record is from RefSeq and is a predicted model, not a curated record. Lineage: Eukaryota; Fungi; Basidiomycota; Agaricomycetes; Polyporales; Polyporaceae. Bases 1 to 2475 code for a protein of 824 amino acids. The transcript is spliced from 4 exons.
AUGGCCCACUCAGUGGUCACGAUUGAGCUGGACAACGAGGAGUUCUCGCGCGCUUUUCUUCAACCACCCCAUAUAACCGUGCGAGACAGACGUGCUGGCCUGUUCCCUUUCGCCUCGCUCAAGUACGCGAACGACUUGGAACCGACGACGAUUUCGAAAUUUUUCGUUUCAGCGGUUGGUGGCCAUCACCUCAUAACCGGGUCAACGCUUGUGCGGCAAUACUCCGAUCCGCCCUCUCUCGAUGAGUCUCACCGCAGACCUGACGCCGCAAUUUUCCGUUCCCUCUCUGUACCCAGGCGUGGACGAGCUCACUGGGCGGACCAGAGAGUCCCGGUCGUAUUCUUCAGCCACGUCCCUGGCGCUGAUCCUUUCAGUUCCGCAGACUCCGUCCAGUUGUUCAGCAAAACUGGACGCGAACGUAAGAAGCGACUCGAGCAGCUGUCUGCCACCGCCGAGCUCCUCUUCGCCGCCCAGCAUCGCGUUUUUCUCUUCAUGCUCGUCGUCUUUGGGCGAAAUUUUCGACUCGUCCGCUGGGAUCGUUCAGGAGUCGUUGCCACACCUCUCACAGACUACUACAAGCGACCUACAAUGCUAUGUGACUGCUUGCGGCGGCUCUCUCUUCUCGACGACUCCUCCCUCGGGUUCGACACUACCGCCACCCGCCUUCCGAGUCGCGAUCCCGACUACCUUCGCAUGGAUAUCGCCGCAGCACACCAUGGCACCGACAUCGAUCACUCCGAACGUCAUGUAGAAGAAGGCGAGCUUGAGGAAGUGCCAAUGUUUCGAUACGUACGCUCCCUCUUCCGAGAUAGCCUCUCCGGGGAUUGGCCACGCUACAGACUUCAAGUUCAGGACGGCGAUAGCCUGCGCUCCUAUCUCGUGGGAAAGCCCAUUUUCCGUGGAUCCGGCACCACCGGGCGCGGCACGCGAGGUUACGUCGCUUUUGACAGCGAAACAGGAUGCUUCGUGUGGCUCAAGGAUACCUGGCGCGCAUCUGCCAUGGCCACCGAAAGAGAGGGCGAUGUCCUGCGUCAACUCAACGAUGCUGGCAUAGAGAAUGUUCCGACUCUGGAAUGCCACGGAGACGUACACGAUCAGGCCACCGUCACCGACAUAUGGUGGGAGCGUAAGCACGCUCCUAGCUCGACGUCACCGCACUCCCCUUCCUCAUCACCCUCGACAUCGUCUACACGCGCAGCGGAUUCGACCACUGGUCGAAAGCGUAAGAGAGGACAUGAGUUCUCGGGCGAAGAUGGCGCUCCACGAUCGAUGAGUCGAGAGGGCACACUGGCAACCGCUGACCCUCUGCAACACUACAUCCACUACCGCGUCGUCGUGAAGGAGAUCGCUAUGCCGCUCAAGAAGUUCAAAAGCGGAAAGCAACUCGUAUCUAUCGUCCUCGACUGCCUGCAUGCGCACCGCCACGCCUCCACCAACCCCGCAAUCCUCCGCCUUCAUCGCGACGUUAGCGGAGAUAACAUCCUCAUCUAUCCCAGGAUCCGGCCUGACAAGGACGGGAAGGGCGCUUCGAUAGUUUGGUCGGGCCUUCUCAUCGAUUGGGAGCUCUCCUUGCCUAGAGAUUCUGAAGAAGUACCGCAGUUGGUGAAGGGAGUCCGCCUGGGAACACGUCAGUUCAUGUCCGUCAGUUUGUUGGAUAAUCCGCUUCAGCCCGUCAGAGUAUCAGACGAGCUAGAGUCGUUCCUCCACGUCCUGGUCUACUAUUCCGUCGCCUACGUGCGUUCCAACUGCACUAGCCCCAACUCCUGGAUAAACAACUACUUUUUCUACUGCGGCAUGCCGAACGCAUACACUGGCGGUCUCAAGUCGAUAGCCGUCGAGCAUGACGGAUACCUUAGCACGCUGGUGCCCGAAGGGCCGUUGCUCUUCCGCAGCCCGAUGGAUGGGCUCCUCGGAACGCUUCUUUGGAGCUUCAAGGCGCAUUACGAUGUGAUGGAGUUCGAAGCUCAGAAGGCGCGCUCACCGUCACCCCCUUCCCCUUCGUCGUCGAGAAGUAAGGAGAGCCCUGUGGACGCUCGCGCAGCUCUCGCUGCCCGGAAUUUCUUGCCUGUGACAAGCCUAGAAGACAACCCAGAGUUGACUGAGUACAUGGCGAAAUUCAAGGCCCGUGUACCGCUAGACAACACACCCACGGACGAGGACCGUCAAUGCGCUAGCCUUGUCGCAGACCAUUCCUUCGUGAUCGAUUUCAUCGACAAGUUGCUCCGUUAUAACGACUGGCCAGACGAUGAUCGCUUACCUCAGCCUCCGGCUCCGCCAUCACCUUCUUCCGAACAAGACGUUGAACAAGAGUCCGAGGAAUCUGCCCCCUCUCCGAAGCGACGUCGCAAGGUCGCUCCUACUAGGGAGACGAUACGUGCAGCUCCUUCCCGCUCACAAUCGUCGAUGCGCCUCACGCGCAGUCGGACUCGGGCCGCUGCACUCCAGGGAAGCCGAUUAAAACGUCGAAGGGCUUAGAUGACGGUUGGAGUAUACUGCUGUCAUUGCCAUGGAGUAUACGAUGCCUGCGUUACGUACAUCCGCAUCAGUACCUUCCGGCUUCGGUCGACCACUUCCUCUACCCCACCCCUAUGCUGACUACCUUCUAUCAUCAGUAUAUCUAUACGCCCAUGUUGAUUGGAAAAGGUGUUCUGUUUGUUUUUGCGUCUCCUAUCCGUUUUCAAUAGACUUGUUCUUGGGGCUCCGUGUUCCUAUACUUACGACUUAGUUGAGCCUAGCUCUUUC